This is a messenger RNA of Drosophila grimshawi, 3708 nucleotides long. Its product is annotated as ataxin-2. Gene Ontology annotation, cellular component: nucleus; transcription regulator complex. Lineage: Eukaryota; Metazoa; Arthropoda; Insecta; Diptera; Drosophilidae. Gene Ontology annotation, molecular function: DNA binding. The coding region runs from base 115 to 3471 and encodes 1118 amino acids. The transcript is spliced from 3 exons. Gene Ontology annotation, biological process: regulation of transcription by RNA polymerase II. The record is from RefSeq and is a predicted model, not a curated record.
ACUUUAGAGGCGCGUGUUGGUGUCUGUCAAGUUUCUCGCCAGUUUUCGUGUUGAAGUAAGAAAUAUAAUUGACCCAAAGUGCUCGGUGGUGUGCGUGUGUGUAGUGGCUAAGUCAUGGCUUCAUACAAAAUAAAUAUCAAACUAUGCCGCGCAUUGCAGAAACAAACGAUUUUGUACGAUAAAAGUAAUGAAGAUUAUAGGAAAAGAAUGCCUUCAGAGAAUUGCUGGGAUUUAGUGGCAUCCGAGGUCGGGAUGUCGGUGGAAAAGUGCAAGCGACGCUGGCGUCAGAUUCGUAACGAUUACACACGCUGGUUGAGCUCGGACGAGCAACGUCAACGCAACGGCCAAAAGCGAGCAACAAUCUUUUACUUGGCCGAGGAGCUUGAGUUUCUAAAGCCGCAGCUGGCUAUCUUCGACCAGAGUGAGCGAGCGAGUGAGUGUUCUUUCGAGCGCGAGCGAAACAGCAAGAGCAAGAGCAAAGAGCCGACGCUCGAGGCAAGCGGCUAUAAAGACGACUCCGACAAUAAUAACGAGGCAGUGGAGGAGCAACUGCUGUCCAAUCUAAAACGCAGAACUCUCGCCGAGACGGCGACUGAUCCUCUUACAAAAAAGGAAGCAAAAGCAGAAGGAAAGGAAAAAAAGGAAGAUCAAAUCGAAGACAGCGUUGGAGAGAUGGUUAAAGAAAAGCAUCACAAUAGAAACGAUAAGAAAGUGGAGGCAAAAGAAAAGAAGAGCAAUAAACGCAAGCGAAGCGUCACCGAAACAGACGAGGAAGAGCAGGAGGCCAACAGAUCUCAGGUCGACGACAAGGAGUCGUGCGAGGCCCCAUUCGAAUCGACUGCAGGUGUUGCGAAAAGCAGUUUCAAACAGCCCGAGUUCUUUGUCAAGCAGAGCAACAAUCGCGCAUCCAACAACCUUAUCAUUGGCAAGAAACUGGCACCAUCGCACCCAGAUCCCACAGAUCAACGACUCCUCCUUCAUCAGAUGGGCUACGACAGUCCCGAUGAGACCGCUAGCGUUGGUAGCGGUCGUCGUCUGCGUCGCACUCGCAACAAGCAGCUGACCAAGGUGGUCGUCGAGCAGCGCCAGACACGUCAGCAGCGUCGUCGAUCCAUGACCAUUGCUGCCGCCAACAGUCUGCGCAGCUCCACAUCUCCCGUUAAGAUGUUGCCGCUGCCCAGAGGUCGCAUGACUGUCAACGCCAAGACAACGCCGGCAACGAAGACAUCACCCACCAAAUUGCCCCCUGCCAAGAACCUCAACCCAACUGUGAACAUCCGCGAUGACAUAUUUCCACGACAACGUGAGGCUGUUGUCCCACCCCCACCACAACUACCACCACAGCAACAACAGCAGCAACAGCAGCAGCAGCAGCAGCAGCAGCAGCAGCAGAAGCAGCAACAGCAGCAGCAGCAGCAACAGCAGCAGCUGGUCAUAGCCCGACGACCGGGUGGUGCUCCGUUGCCCCAGCAGAGAUCGCACGUACAACAAGUCGCUUCACAGUUGCGUCUUAGUUAUACCGUUGCUCGUCAGCAGCCUCCAACCCGACUGGCCGCUGCAGCCGCUACUGUCGGUAUACCGUCGACCUUCUUUGGACAGAAUCAAUCUGCUGCAGGACUACGUGCUGUACCCCUAGUUAACUCUUUCGACGUGUUUAAGCAGCCCGCAACGGUCACUUCGAUAGCGACAGCAACGUCACAGACUCAGUCGGAGCCCCAGUCCCAGCUCAAACCCAAUUCCCAGCCCCAAUCCCAGUCCCAGCCACAGGCCCCGCCCAAAGUCCAAUCCCAGCUACAGUUGUCGCAGCGUCUUGUUUCGAAUGGUAACACUUUGGUGAUCACCGCCCCCAGUUGCCCCGUUAGCAGCUCCAACUCCAGCUCCACUUUGAGCACCGCAACGCAGACGGCUUCGAUAACAGCUUCGCCCAUUGUGAGCAUAACUCAGCCCAUGCUCGCGUUGAUCAAGCGCUGCGACCGGGGCAGCCAGACGGAGUCCCAGGACAAAUUCUCGGAUGAUCACUUCUUGGAUAUGUUGCGGCCGCAGAUGAAGGAGAUGAAUCCUCGCCAGAAAAUGCACUUCAAGCAGAAGAUCUUUCAUGCUCUAAUGCAGACAUUCGACGAUGCCACCGAUUUUCCCAACAGCGGCGAAGUGCAGCACUUUAACAUUAAUACGCCCUCGGGCUUCGAUCAUGUCACCGAUCAGGAGUUGCAUCUGAUUAGGGAGCUGGUCAGUUUUGUGAGCGCUAUCAAGCAUACACCAGAUCAGCCCUCGUGCUCUGCUGCCCCGUUGCCCGUUGCCAAUCAGCAAGUGGCGCCACCCAAGCAGCCCCAAGUCUUGCAGCGCAUCGUCCGACCGCAGCAAGGAGCGGGUGAGUCGCCAGUUAGCGAGGAAAGGAAAAUGUAUCGCACACUGCAGAUGAACAACAAUAGCAAGGUUCUUGCCCCGCCGCGUCGCGACAGCAUUGACAGCAACAGCACCAGCAAAAGUGGCGCCCCGAGUGGCGCCGCUCGCAUUGGCACCUUCUUGGUGCCCGGCAGCAAUCCCAAGUCUCCUCAGCAGUCGAAGGAAGCCCAUACAUCCUUGCUCUCUGGUCAAAGUGCCAGUGUCAGUGCCAUUGCUGGUGGCAGUCCUAGAGUGAUGCCCUUAACGGGCGCCGCAUCAAAGGCGCCCAUUCUGGUGCAUCAAAUGGGCAGACGCUACUCGGUCUGCGGUGGUGUUGGUGUUGGUGGGGGUGGGGGUGGUGUUGCUGGUCCCAAUCCCAAUCCCACUGGGGCGCUCAACUUAAUCACGGCAACGGAUGCCGCCAUGCUGAAUCGCCGUAUGGCGGCUGCCUCGAUGGCGCCAGUGCAGCAGCGAGCCCGCUACUCCCACAGUCCCGCCGCUGCUGGCGCUGCUGGACAAUCAAUUGCAGCUAUUGCGCCGGGCAACAGUUUGUUGAUGCGUCGCGCCGCCGGCAGCGGGGGACAGCCGCGCCAGAAGACGCCCACUGGACCCAGUGGUGCUCCAGUGGCGCAUAAGACGCCACAGAUAGCCAGUAUUCAGGGCAGCGCUUUCAAGGACUUUGUCACGCCCAGUUUGAUGCGCGGCGGCAACAACAACUCUGGUUCGGGUUCCAGUUUGGCUUCGGCUCCUAGCUAUGGUGGUGGCGUUGGUGCACAGCAGAAGCGCAAUUUGGUGAUUGCCAAUGUGAAGGGCAAUGUGCCGCAGAAGCCAAUGAUGACCACAGUGCGACCGCCACUGGCCAAACAACUGCCAAUGCCAUCUGCCGGCGGCAACGUUGCCAAUCUCCUAGGUGACCAACGCGUUCCGUCGCAGCCAGUUCAACGCCCCGCGGCGCCCCCCGCCCCACCGCCACGUAAGGAUUCUGAAAUGGCCUGCAUUAUAGCGGCGGAUGAUUUUGACAUGAGUCGCUUGAAGCGCGAGCCGCAGGACAUCGACGACGAGUCCAAUGACGAUUUAUUGGGCAUUUAGGCGCCGAUCAAAACAUUUUCAACGAGCAACAAAGUUAUACAAAUUUCAAAUGAAUUUCACACUAUUAUUUUAUUUCUUAAUAUCCACGAUAAAUUGGAUAUCCAUUCAAAAAUUACAUUAUUAAAUACAUGGAUAUUAUCCAAAACAUUUAUCACAUUAUCAUAUUAACCAAGUGCUUUUCUCGAGAGAUUCGAAUAUUGCUUAACAAAAGUCAUUGAAGACAAAAAAAUGUAUACA